GCUUGAGAGCUGCGCAUGCGCGGAGAGGAACCAGGAGCGCCUGGAGAUGAAUGCCAUUGUGGUCCUGUGCCACUUUUGUGAGCUGCACGGCCCUCGCACACUCUUUUGCACGGAGGUCUUACACGCUCCCCUCCCGCAAGGCGCAGGGAAUGGCGACAGCCCCGGCCAAAGUGAGCAAGCGGAGGAGGAGGAAGGAGGCAUCCAGAUGAGCAGCAGGAUCCGAUCCCACAGCCCUGCGGAAGGGGCCAGCGCAGACUCCAGCAGCCCUGGCCCAAAGAAGUCGGACAUGUGCGAGGGCUGCCGUUCUCUGCCUGCCGGACACCCGGGUUAUGUCAGCCACGACAAAGAGACCUCAAUCAAAUACGUCAGCCAUCAGCACCCCAACCACCCCCAGCUUUUUAGCAUUGUCCGCCAGGCCUGCGUCCGCAGCCUCAGCUGCGAGGUUUGCCCAGGACGGGAAGGCCCCAUCUUCUUUGGCGAUGAGCAGCAUGGCUUUGUGUUCAGCCAUACCUUCUUUAUCAAGGACAGCCUGGCCCGGGGCUUCCAGCGCUGGUACAGCAUCAUCACCAUCAUGAUGGACCGCAUCUACCUCAUCAACUCCUGGCCUUUUCUGCUGGGGAAGAUCAGAGGCAUCAUUGAUGAGCUGCAGGGCAAAGCCUUGAAGGUCUUUGAAGCAGAGCAGUACGGAUGCCCACAGCGUGCCCAGCGCAUGAACACAGCUUUCACCCCUUUUCUCCACCAGCGUAAUGGGAAUGCAGCUCGCUCCCUCACCUCUCUGACCAAUGAUGAGAACCUUUGGGCAUGUCUUCAUACAUCCUUUGCUUGGCUCCUGAAAGCCUGUGGCAGCAGAUUGACGGAGAAACUAUUGGAGGGUGCACCCACCGAAGAUACUCUGGUUCAGAUGGAGAAGCUAGCUGAUCUUGAGGAAGAAUCUGAAGGCUGGGACAACUCUGAGGAGGAAGAGGGGAAAUCUCAAAGCCAGGCAGAGGUCAGGGAAGGCCAUGAACUUGUCAAGAGCCCAACUGACCCCUCUCUCUUGGUGGACGGUGGUAGCUGGCACAUGGCGCCGAGAGGGCAGUCUGUCUUCCGAUCCCUCCGGCACUUGAGACAGGUCUUGGGGGCAUUGCCUUUCCGCAUGUUGGCAUGGCAUGUGCUCAUGGGGAACCAGGUCAUCUGGAAAGCUCGGGACCCAGACCUUGUCCAGUCUGCUUUUGAUGUCCUGCGGACCAUGUUGCCCGUCGGCUGCGUUCGAAUCAUCUCUUACAGUGACAAAUAUGAGGAGGCUUAUCGGUGCAACUUUCUUGGCCUCGGCCCUCAUGUGCAAAUCCCUCCCCACAUACUAUCAUCUGAAUUUGCUGUCCUCGUGGAAGUCCGCACAGCCACUCGGUCCAGCCUUUAUCCCGUUUUGUUUGAUGACGAACAACCACUGAGCAAAUAUGAAUUUGUGGUCACUAGUGGGAGCCCUGUGGCAGCAGAUAGAGUCGGUCCCACCAUUUUGAACAAGAUUGAGGCUGCCUUGACGAAUCAGAAUCUCUCUGUGGAUGUUGUGGACCAGUGCCUUGUCUGCCUUAAGGAGGAAUGGAUGAAUAAAGUGAAGGUCCUUUUCAAGUUCACCAAAGUGGACAGCAGGCCCAAAGAAGACACCCAGAAGUUGCUGAGCGUCUUGGGAGCGGCCGAAGAGGACAACGUGAAGCUCCUGAAAUUCUGGAUGACCGGCCUGAGCAAGACCUACAAGUCGCACUUGAUGUCCACCGUGCGCAGCCCGACUUUGUCGGAGUCUCGAAACUAAGCUGGAGAUGCUCUAGAGAAGAACUAGUUGCGUUUAAUGUGCGUGAAAGAGAGUAGCAUUGGAGAUCCAUUGCUGCUCAAAUCUGGAGAACAGAGAUGGGAGAGGACUUUGAAUCCUAUUAGGGUGACUAUAGGGUCCUAUUGUGUGACCACAAAGGGGUGGCCAUUUACACUAUGAAAUAACUUGGUGUUGUUUCAGGGUUGCUCACACUGUUUAAACUGGUGCAUUUGGCACCUGAUCCCUUAGCGGUCCUUUUUAAAAGAACCGCAACGACCCGCAUCUCAGAUAGUCUGAAUGCGCUAUCGGAUCGAUUCAGAUUGUGCGGCCACUGUCCAUGUGACUCCAUUUUGAUCCGCAACGGUGGCGAAUGGGAACUUCAAGUCAGAUUUAAAUGCCACUGAGAGAUUUGCCACCUUAAAACAUAGUUUUGAAUCGGUUCACAGAUGCGAAUCCUUCCGUACGAAAAACCCUAAAUGCGACUGACCCCCAAAGACUUAAUGCCCUUCAUUGCUAAUAACACUGGAUUCUGGAAUCCCCUUAACUUCUGCGACUGAUCAUGAGAAGGAAGUACUCUCCCCUUGAAACACUUAUUUAGUGCCAUUCGACGCAGGACUUUCAGAGUCAGCCAUCUUGCUGACCACUUUUUAUUGAAGCCUGAAGGCACUCUGCCAUUUUGGCCUUUCUCUUUUGAUGGUGGCCUCACAGAAUGGACUCCUUAAUCUAUCAUUUGGCAAAUGCAGGCCUCUAUUUGCUCUUAUUUCACUUUUAAUGGAGUGCGUUCCAUUCCUUCCUGUGAAUUUGUCCCUAAAUUAAGACUGAAAGAUGAAGUAAACCUAUUUAUAAAAUGUA
Molecule: messenger RNA, 2638 nt
Organism: Sceloporus undulatus (fence lizard)
Lineage: Eukaryota; Metazoa; Chordata; Lepidosauria; Squamata; Phrynosomatidae
Gene: FLCN
Product: folliculin
Exons: 12
Coding region: 47-1789 (580 amino acids)
Biological process (GO): positive regulation of transforming growth factor beta receptor signaling pathway; negative regulation of transcription by RNA polymerase II; positive regulation of TORC1 signaling
Cellular component (GO): cytosol
Molecular function (GO): GTPase activator activity
Source: RefSeq, a predicted model, not a curated record